Messenger RNA from Aureobasidium vineae, 1351 nucleotides. NCBI's taxonomy places the organism in Eukaryota, Fungi, Ascomycota, Dothideomycetes, Dothideales, Saccotheciaceae. The record is from the annotation of a GenBank genome assembly.
ACUUUUGAGAACCAUGCGGUCAUGGUACCAACUGUGCACUGCUGCGCUGCUAUCGUCGCUAGUGUUAGAAGUUCGCGGCAAUGAAGUCAAGAUUAAGGAAGUAAAUCGACAACAAUGCUCGGGCAUGUUCAGCCGCAAGGGCUGGGGUGGAGCUGUAGACCCCUUCAUCCUGACCAAGUUCGUCAAGCCAGAAGACAUACCCGAAGACCAGGAUCCCGUCGUGUCGCUCGUCAUGUUCGAGUGGUCAGAUCGCGAAUACGUCGGCAAAAUCAUGGACGACACAGCCUCGGAUCGCGCAUACAUCUGCGACGCCACCGCCAUCGAAGCCAAGUUCUGCAAUACCACCGAGGAGGGCGAGUUCAUUCUGUCUCAGGACUCGGAAAAGAGCACGAGUUUGAUCAUCACUCAGGCCGUACACCUCAAGAACCCACCCGCUAUCAACUACCCUAUCAAGCGUACUGGAUACUAUUGUGUGGGCACAUAUGGCUAUACGACAGAGAACUACGAAGGCAUCGUUGAGUUCCGUAACAGCUACGGCGAGCUGCCUGCUGCUCAGAUCGCAAAGCUGCCCUUCUACGGCGCUCUUACUCUCGUAUACGCUCUCGCAUCGGCUGGCUGGGCUUUCCUCUACUUCCAGAACCGACAUGAUAUUCUGCCCGUUCAGAACUACAUCACAGCCAUUCUGGUCUUCCUCGUCGUCGAGAUCUUCAUGACAUGGCUUUUCUACGACUUCCAAAACAGACACGGCCUUAGCACAGGCGCAAAAGCAUUACUUAUCGUGGUCUCAGUCCUCUCGGCAGGCAGAAACUCUUUCAGUUUCUUCUUGCUGCUGAUUGUGUGCAUGGGAUAUGGUGUCGUAAAACCUAGCCUGGGCCGUACGAUGAUCUGGGUCCGCUGGCUGGCUAUUACUCACUUUAUCUUCGGUGUGGUCUAUGUCAUCGCCUCAUUGUCUGUGACCCCUGAGAAUGCCGGCCCUCUAGUCUUGCUCGUAGUCUUGCCUCUGGCAGCCACACUCACAGCCUUCUACAUCUGGACGCUUAACUCGCUCAAUGCCACCAUGAAGGAUCUGAUGGAACGCAAACAGACCAUCAAAGCCAUGAUGUACCGCAAACUCUGGUGGUGCAUCCUCGGCUCUAUUGUCGUCAUUUUUGUCUUCUUCUUCGUCAACAGCUGGACUCUUGCUGGUGUCAGCGAUGAGGACUUUGUACCUACCCAUUGGUCCACACGUUGGUUUAUCCUGGACGGUUGGCUUAACCUAGUGUACCUGGCAGACGUUGCAUUCGUUGCCUGGCUCUGGCGCCCAACAGCAAACAACCGCCGCUUCGCCAUGAGUGACGAGGUAUUUUGCCCC